CAGAUGGGAAAAGUGGUGUGUGAAAUGUACUGUCCUGUCCUGCCCGGAAUACAGAUGACAGCAUGAGGGUUUAAAUGUCUGGACAACGAGAAAUUCUGAAAGUGUACUCAAGGCUGGUGGUGGCUGGUCCCCUGCAGGAAGGUGAGGUGCCGGAGGCCCCUCCACCCCCUCUGGACAUCGAGGGGUCCCCAGCAUACACAGUAUGUUCUUUUCUGGACUCUAGACGCCGGGUGAGGGCCCUAAAGUACCUCGUGGACUGGGAGGGGUACGGUCCGGAGGAGAGGUGCUGGGUACCUGUGGGGGACAUCUUGGACCCAUCACUACUGAGGGACUUCCACCGCCUCCACCCGGAUCGCCCUGCUCCUCGCCCCCCGGGUCGCCCUCGAGGCCGAUGACGGCACGCUGCGGGAGCCGCGCCAGGGGGGGGGGGGGCACUGUCACGACUCCCACCAAAGGUGGCUCCCCUGUGGUUGUGCGUGUAGUGUUCCUGUCCGUUCGUGCCCUGCGUUGGUUUGGUCAUUUUUGUGAUUAUUUUGCCUGUUGUUUUGGGCGUUAGCAUUGGAAACCGAAAUAAAGUCCGGUUUCCCCAGUAUCCUCUACUCUCUGCGUUUGACUCCGCACCCACCACUCCAGGCGUUGUGACAAGACAUAACUUGCGUACAUUCAGUCAACACAUAUAUUUAAAGAAUGGAAUGGAAUAUAACAGACCAUUUUUGUUUCUCUUAGAAUAAAAACCUUAGUGUUAAAUCAGUGUCAAAAGCGCAAGAGA
Messenger RNA from Oncorhynchus kisutch (coho salmon), 769 nucleotides. RefSeq names its product chromobox protein homolog 2-like. The record is from RefSeq and is a predicted model, not a curated record. Bases 75 to 395 code for a protein of 106 amino acids. Lineage: Eukaryota; Metazoa; Chordata; Actinopteri; Salmoniformes; Salmonidae. The transcript is spliced from 2 exons.